CAAAUCCACACCAGGAUGUCCGGAGCCUAUUUCCACCGUGGCAUCACCAGGCUAAGGGCUGAGGAGCUACUGCUUGGGGCAAAGGAGGAUGGAAGCUUCCUUGUUCGGGAUAGCGAAACCCUUACAGGAGCUUUUGUACUCUGUUUACUGUACCAGUCUAGGGUACACCAGUACAGAGUGUUACCUGGAGCCGAUGGAAAGCUCUCAGUCCAAGCUGAAGGUGGUAAUGUUGAACCUAAAUACAACAAUUUAAAUGAGCUAAUCGCUGAUUACAUCAAAAAGGGAGAGAAAAAUGGUCUCAUCUUCGCCAUGAAAGUCCCAGUAUCUCCAGAGAGAGGUGAUGACCAGGAUACAGAUGAGGAAGACUUCGAGGAUAUUUGCCAGUUGCAGCAGCAGCAACAACAUCAAGUGAAACUGCCAUCAUAUGUAAAUAUUUCUCUGGCAGGAGACACCAAUUCAGUUAAGGUCAACGGACCAACACAUCGUUUACAGAUGGAGCUGCUGAAAAACUUCUCCCGUCUCAACCUCACAGACUGUGAUACAGAGUUCAAUGAUGUACUGAAGUCAUACAUCGACAAAGGCCUUGAUACUGAUGUCACUGCAAGCCAGGCAGGGGAGACAAUCCUACCUGAAUAUCAGAGCAUUAUAGAGGGCGCUGCUAGAGGUUUGAAGAGAGAAUUAGAAAGUUUUAUGAAAAAAAUGACAAUUAUUGAUGACUUACUGGACAUUCCAAAUGUUUGUGGUGGGAUGCAGCAGAUGUCAGACAGGGAUAAGAAACAUGGCUCAGGUAUACCAGCUAUGUUGGAACUUAUGACUAAUUGUCUGUCAGAUGUCAUGACACUGGAAAGUAAGGUUCAUGAUACCGUGCGUUACUAUGCUGUGUCUCAUUACGACUAUGUUGAAGCGGAAGCAGAAGACAAGGGUGUACCUGAUGACCUUACACCUUUCUUAUCCUCCAUUGGAAAACCAGUCAUUCCACGAAUUGAAUUUGAGGUGAAGACUCCUACAUAUAGACAGACAGAUAAAAUCACCACCAAAAUGACUCUAACAAUAGACAUUCCAGCUGGUAAAAUGUUUGCCGUCAAACCCUCCAAGGAUAUCCUCGACUCCAACAGCCUCAUCACACAUGACAGAAUUGUACAGUUGGUGAAAAGUUCAUCAGACAACUGUCGUCUGGAUCUAAUCUAUGACACAAAAAAGAAGAUGACCUACAUUUUCAACAGUGCGCUGGUCCGUGAAAACUUUUGUCAUCAAAUCUUACAGAUGAAAAAUAUGCAUUCCAAGGAUGUGGAUGUGGACCAGAUUUCCAUCUUUAUCGGAACAUGGAAUAUGGGGGACAGCCAGCCAUUAAGUGGGAUUGCUCCAUGGCUACGAUGUAAAGGCUGUAGUAAAGUCAAAGAUCCUCAGGUCGUUGGUGUGAUUCCCCAUGAUCUAUAUGUUAUUGGCACACAGGAAAGUGCACAAACAGAAAAAGACUGGGUCAAUUUCCUGAAGAAGAAUAUCAAAAACAACUUCAUGUUGGAAGUAGAAGUGGUGGAAGUGUGUACAUUGUGGGGUAUACGACUUGUGAUACUUUUGAAGAAGGAACUAAUGCACAACAUUAACCGAGUUCAAAGGUCAACUGUAAGGACAGGGAUUGCAAAUGCUCUAGGAAACAAAGGAGGUGUUGGUAUCUCCUUUUACUUCAGGGGGACCUCUUUCUGCUUUGUCAACACUCACCUGACGUCAGGGGAUGAGCGCAAUGUCAGACGUAACCAGAAUUUUAAGGACAUCAUCAAGGGACUCUCACUUGGUCAGAAACAUCUCGGUCUUACAGACAUCACAAACCAAUUUCAUCAUCUCUUCUGGUUCGGUGACCUCAAUUAUCGCGUUGAGGAGGACGUACAGGUGCUGUUACGCAAACUUGAAGAAAAUGAUAUAAAGAGCUUACUAGCCAAGGACCAACUACGCAGAUCUCAAAAAGAGCACAAGGGAUUCAAUGGCUUUCAGGAGGCAGAAAUUUCCUUCAAACCAACCUACAGGCUCCCAAGGAGUGAGAGGAAAUGGAGUUACGACUGGAAAAAAGUCAAGAAGACUGGGAUAAGGAUAAACACGCCCUCUUGGUGUGAUCGAGUGUUAUGGAGGUCCUACCCAGGAACAUACAUACAGAACCUUGCAUAUGGUUGUGCAGAUAGUGUCCUUGGGAGUGACCAUCGUCCAGUUUUUGCUUCAUUUAACACUGGGAUUGCCUCUGACUUUGUGAUGAAUCGAGACUCCUUGGCAGAAGAAUCUCCCACUAAAAUCGUAUUCCAGCAGAUUGAGGCUGAGUUGAUCACUUACUGUCGACAAACCUUUCAGUUAGAAUUCCAGUCCACCUGUCUUCCAGAAGUUGUUACAAGUAAACCUAACAGCCGAUUCAAGGACUGUGCACAGGGUUUCACCUGUCCUUUCUGGUGUAAACAGGAAAUACCGACGAUGAAACCUCUGUUUGGAGAUGAAGACUUUCUUAAGGAACAACAUAUUUUGAUAUCCGUACGGUCGAAAUGUGGGGACAAUGAAUCCUAUGGUGAAUGUGUUGUUGAGAUGAAAGGAAAAUUUGACCUCAUGCCUCAAGUUUUUGAGUUUGAACUGUUGCACCAAGGGGAGGUUACUGGAAGUCUUAGGGGUCAGCUCCAGGUUUUGACAGGUCCUCUGGCUGUGAGACACAAGAAUUCAAAGAGGAGUUAUGAGCUCAUCGCUCUAGACACAGAGUACCAUGACCCCGACCUUUGGCACCCAGAAUCGCCAAAGUUUGAACGACGGGAUCACCCGUCAGGACCACUGCCUUGUUUUGAUACAGAAGUUCCUGUUUAUGAGGUGAUUGACUCCGACCCUGCAGCAUGUGGAAGACAACAAAAAGGAAACAUGCCUAAAAGUCCAGCUGAACGUCCCCCAGCACUCCUUCCACGUAGUGCCACUGAUGAUACUCCGAAUUCACGGUCCAAGACACAGCCAUACAUGGGACAGGCAAGUCUGCAGACUAGACAAGUAUUACCAGCCAGCUCAGCACUUAUGGGGUCAGAGGUCACCUCACACACAAGACCCCCUGACAUACCACCGCCACCCUUACCCAAGAAAAGUGGUGCAAUAUCAUUCCAGGACCAUGCCAUGAGGUACGACACACUAAAGAGACCCUCGAGUGUGACAGACUGGCUACUUGGUCUUAGCCUCCCAGAGUACAUCGAGAGAUUCAUAAAAAACGGAUUUGAUGCUAUGCAUUUUGUGACUAAUAUAAGUUGUGAUGAUCUCAUCGAAAUAGGAAUUGACAACCCUGUGCAUCAAAGCCGUAUCAUAAGCAGUCUUCGGGACAUGAAGUGA
Ylistrum balloti is the source of this 3336-nucleotide messenger RNA. Its product is annotated as phosphatidylinositol 3,4,5-trisphosphate 5-phosphatase 2-like. The transcript is spliced from 26 exons. The record is from RefSeq and is a predicted model, not a curated record. Gene Ontology annotation, molecular function: phosphatase activity; protein binding. NCBI's taxonomy places the organism in Eukaryota, Metazoa, Mollusca, Bivalvia, Pectinida, Pectinidae. The coding region runs from base 16 to 3336 and encodes 1106 amino acids. Gene Ontology annotation, biological process: phosphatidylinositol dephosphorylation.